AUGUCUCCGAUGCACAUGAGCAUGGCUCCCAUGGCUUACACGCCUAUUUCGGACGCCAUGGACCGCCACGAGUAUGGCAUCACCAAGAACCGCAAGACCGCAUCCACCGGCGGGGGUCGGGCCUGGAGUGAAGACGAGGAAGUGUACCUGCUCCAGACACGCCUCCAGAAGAUGCCCUACAAGCACAUCGCCGCCCACCUGAAGAAGACCGAGUUGGCAUGCCGCCUGCAUUACCACCAGCUUAGCCAUGGCUCGAACCGCCGCAAGCGCACGACGAGCGUCUCGUCAGGCUCUUCGACCGGCGGCCAUUCGCCCAACAUGCAGGCUACGAUGCCAUCCCCGAUCCACGAGUCCCGUUCCGUCUCGCCCACUGGUAGCGCAGGUUCAUACAGGGCAGGAUCUCCGGUCGGCCAUGGCAUCCAACUGCCCAGCAUCAUGUCAGCCAGCAACAACAGUAACGACUCGCCGCGUCUCCCCGCCAUCCUGCCCAAGCCUGCCUCCAUGGGACUGACCAUUCCGCCUCCGAACUCGAGCCGCGGUUACUCUUCGUCGGCCCUUUCCGAGUCUGGCAUGUCGCACAACGCACCACUGUUGCCCGCCGCCAACUUUGCUCCCAGCCACUCCCAGACCCAUCACCCUUCGUUGCGCCUCGACUGCAACGUCUCUCUGCCGCUGCCUCAGUCGGCACCGCACUCGCAGAUCGACUUGUCGCGCCUGUCGGCCAUAUACUCCGCUCACCGCACCGGCUUCUGGUCCGCCAUCGCGGCCGAGUACGGUCCUGGUGUCAGUGCAGCGGCCCUCGAGCAGGCAUGGAACAACCAUGCACAGCCCAUCAACAAGCAGCAGCAGCAGCAGCCUUACCACUACGGCCACCAGACUCCUCAGCAAACCGUUACUCCCAUCACCCCCGUCCUCUCGCCUGAGGACCGCGAGGCCUACAAUAUGCGGGCGGCUUCGGAUAAGACGCGCAUCUCUGCCAUUCUCGGCAUUGAUGCCGACCCACGCAGCCCUAAGGAGAGGGAGAUUGUCAGGAGGAUGGAGGAGAGGGUUGCCGCAUAAGAUUCCUGUGCCUCGGGCCGUAUGUUUGGGGAGGGGUUCUUUUCUUUAGUUUUUUUUUCUUAUAUCGUCUCGGCGUGAUUGGCUCUUCCUCCUUUGUUAGGCAUGGCCGUUGGUCCUGUUGGGUCCAUCUUCCGCGAUAGAUGAUUUGGAUGACGAUGGUUUUUAAUAAUCUGUUGGUUUUGGAAACGUUGUUACAGUCAGUCUUAGCCCCCACCACUCAAACCCUGUUCCCUCUUUCAACCUGGGGGAGGGACAGGCUGUGACCGGCUGGACACAUCUUUCUUGACGACUCCACCUCCUCUUCUAUUUCUUCAACCCACCUCCCCCUUCUGGCUAUGAAUGGGACAACGACCAAUCACUCUAUCUCUCUUUCACGUCUCUCUUUUGGAGCAGUUUACGAUCUCGGUGGUCUGGCUUUGCUUGGGUGAUGGGACUGACGGUUUGCGUCCCCCCCCAAAGAAAAAAAAAAACCUUGCCAUGUCUUAAGCUUCAACGCUCUCCAUACCUUUUUGAUUCAAAUUUCUCUUCCUCUUUUCUCUAGUCUCUCAUAUUAUCCCUCCUUUAUGCUAUUUAACUCUUUUUUUCAUAUCAGCAACUAAAGCAAAUCGCAAUUGUGUACUCUUCGAAUAACGAUGGAGGACGACUGGGCUUUCCUUUAUAUCUGUGUAUUUACAUACCUAUUCGGUUUGGUGACUGUUUUUCUUUUUCUGCGUAACGAUCAUUCUCGGCGGCAUUUUGGCUUCUUUCCUCUUUUCCUAUUUUUGUUGACUUGCCAAAGCAAAUGGAGUAAAAACUCGCUCAUUAGUGCAGUUUUUUUUUCUCUAUCUCUAUUUUUCAAAUGUUAAAAAACGCG
Molecule: messenger RNA, 1912 nt
Organism: Pyricularia grisea
Lineage: Eukaryota; Fungi; Ascomycota; Sordariomycetes; Magnaporthales; Pyriculariaceae
Exons: 2
Coding region: 1-1059 (352 amino acids)
Source: RefSeq, a predicted model, not a curated record